Molecule: messenger RNA, 1029 nt
Organism: Strongylocentrotus purpuratus (purple sea urchin)
Lineage: Eukaryota; Metazoa; Echinodermata; Echinoidea; Camarodonta; Strongylocentrotidae
Product: DNA-directed RNA polymerase II subunit 1-like
Exons: 2
Coding region: 145-1029 (294 amino acids)
Molecular function (GO): signaling receptor activity
Source: RefSeq, a predicted model, not a curated record
ACAGAUUCGCGUGUGCCGCCACUUUCUAUCGACUAAAUCUAUCGUCCGAUGCUCUCGCAAUCAUUCGGUAAGCGGUAAAAUUGAUAUCAGAAAACUUCUUGCUGCAUUUUCAUUUUAGAUUUGGUCGGAUACAGAAGGUGGAAGAUGCAAUUAUCUGGAUGUUUGUUUGCAGCGGGCGUCUGCUUGCUUGCCCUACCGGCAGCGCUCGCUAUAUGCCCACCAGCAGAUAGGGUGAUGAUUUCCGGCUGGUUCCAAUUCGGCAGAGCAUGUAUUGGAAUCUCACAUCGCAUCCGGAUGACCUUCAAUGAAGCCACAUUCUUUUGCAACAGGUAUGGUGGCUCCCUCUACGCUCUGGACUCACCAAGUAAAAACCGAAUCAUGCUCAGCUACCUGACGACCGUGUUUGGUCAGGGAAGACGUCAGAAGUUUUGGACCGGGUUCUACAAGGCAGAGAAUGCGUUGGGCUGGCGAUGGUCUACUGGUUCGACGUCACAAUACACAGAUUGGGAAGCAGGUAAACCCGCAACCACUAACGAAGCUAUUGGCGCUGUAGCAUGGGGUGGUACUCAUCAUUGGUCAGAUACAUGGCAAGACGAGCCAUUGUCUGCUUCCUUUGCUUUUAUAUGUCAAGCACCAGCGCUGACUGCGAAUGGAGAACCAUUUCCAACUCCUACGAUCCCACCUAUGCAGCCAGGAUUCGGCCCAGGACCAAAUAAUCCAGGAGUUGGCCCAAAUACGCCAAAUAAUCCCUUCAUGCCUGGAACUGGUCCUCUGAGCCCAGUCAACCCUGGCAAUCCAGGAGCUGCUCCAAUCAACCCAGGUGUUGGUCCAAUGAAUCCAGGCACUGGCCCACUGAACCCAGGUCCUGGUCCGAUUAACCCAAAUGCUGGUCCGGUUAACCCCGGCGUUCGACCUGGAGCUAGGCCUUACUACCCUGGCGGAAGACCAACCAAUCCGCGAAGUCCUGCUAUGUUGCAACGUAUAAGUGGAUAUGCACCACACACACAGAAUAUGAUGGCUAUACCUUGA